ACAACCUCAACAACCAACACCAUGUGUGGCAACUACUACAGAAACUAUGAUGGCGGCCUUGGCUACGGGUGCUGUGGCUACGGAGGCCUGGGCUGUGGCUAUGGAGGCCUGGACUGUGGCUAUGGAGGCCUGGGCUGUGGCUAUGGAGGCCUGGGCUGUGGCUCUGGCUCCUUCUGUGGCUAUGGCUCCUUCUGUGGCUGUGGCUAUGGAGGCCUGGGCCGUGGCUCUGGCUCCUUCUGUGGCUGUGGCUAUAGAUGCGGCUCUGGCUCUGGCUCCAGCUUUGGCCACUACUAUUGAGGACACCAUGGGAGACUCUCACCCUCUAUCCUGUGACAUUGGGAUUCGCCAAUUCUGAAGCCCACAUGCUCUGAGCCUUUCCCUUGAUUGAUGAUAUCCUGCCCUGGAAGUCUAAUGUGAUCUGUUGUUGACCUACCAUGUUACCCAAAAAUACCCUGAGUUUCCAUGAUGAAGUGGGAUAAGGUGAAGUUCACCUGUCACUUCUCCUUUUAUCAGGAGGAUAGUGUCACAGUGACUCCUUUGAUGACUUUCAUGCUGCAGUUUGUUUCUCUGCUGACCUAAUAAACACAU
Molecule: messenger RNA, 588 nt
Organism: Rhinopithecus roxellana (golden snub-nosed monkey)
Lineage: Eukaryota; Metazoa; Chordata; Mammalia; Primates; Cercopithecidae
Product: keratin-associated protein 6-3
Exons: 1
Coding region: 22-297 (91 amino acids)
Biological process (GO): keratinization
Source: RefSeq, a predicted model, not a curated record